Messenger RNA from Sus scrofa (pig), 9545 nucleotides. The record is from RefSeq and is a predicted model, not a curated record. NCBI's taxonomy places the organism in Eukaryota, Metazoa, Chordata, Mammalia, Artiodactyla, Suidae.
AUUCCAUAGUAUGUGCGACAUUUUUUAUAUCCAUUCCUCUGUUGAUGGACAUUUACCUUGCUUCCAUGUCUUUGCUAUUGUAAGUAAUGCUGCAAUGAACAUUGGGGUGCAUGUAUGUUUUUAACUCAUACCCUUCCAUAUAGGUUGGAUAAUUUUUCCCCACAAACAUAAAUUGCUUUCAAAGUAAAAACAAAAACCUAAGAUGAAUUUUUGAUUUAUGUUCUGAGAGGCUUAAAAUCAAUAGCUCUGGGAUUGAGCUAGGAAUCUGUAGUGUUUUAAAAACAAAUAUCCCAGCUGAAUUGGUAGCAGCUUAUAGUUGUUUCACAUCCCUCCAGUUUCUUCCCCAUUUUGACACACUCUUGCCCCUGUUGCCUGGGUUACAUUCCUAGAAAAGAAAUCUAAUCAGGUACUCAAUAACUAUUUGUUGAAUGGAUGAACCCUUUUUUCUCUUUGCUUGCAGUUGACUCCCUGCUGUCUACAAGAAUCAAUACCAAACUUCUUAAUAAGACAUGUAAGACCCUUUAUAAUAUGACUGCAGCCCACAAUCUUUAAGCUUCCAUUCCUAUAAAUUUCUCCUAUAUCUACAUACUCUAUUCUAACCCACCAAACUACUGUCUCCUGUACAUAGCCGGCAUUCUUAUGCCCCAAAUCCUUGCUUAAGACUCCAUUCUUUGUCUGCGCUGUUAACUUUACCUGUCAUGCCCAUCACAAAUUUUCUCAGUUUGGAAAAUGUGCUCAUUCUUCAAGUUGCAGCUCAAAUUUAUUCUUUCCUGUGUAACUUUCUACAUCUUACCCAAACACAGUCAGGAGAACUGUCUCUAUCCUUCCAGUGCCUUUCAGUGAUGUAUACUUUUAUUAUUGCAUCCAUAGCAUUGUAUUGUAAUUAUUUAAUGUCUGUGUCCCUCCUAUGAGCUUCUCCAGGUCAGGACCCUAUCUUCUUUGUCUCCAUCACACAUAGCACCUAGUGGCAGUUUUGUCAGAUAAGUGCUCACUGUUUAUAGAAUAGUCAUUCAUUCAUUCAUUCUGCAAAUAUUUAACGAACCUUUCUGUAUGCUAGGCACUGUUCCAGGUGUUGUAGAUAUAGUGCUGAAAGAGACAGACCAAGUCCCAAGUCCUUUCUCUAUGGAGCUUGAAUUUUAAUGGGGAGAGCCUUAAGGUACAACGGUAAAUAAUUAAGAUAUUUUCUGAUAGUUAUAAAUUCUAUGAAGAUAAUACAACAGGAUAAUGGGAUAGAUAAUAUUAUAUGUUUUGUAUUUUUAAAAGGUAGUUCUGGCUUCUGUGAGUCGAAUGGAUUAUAGGACUAAGAAUGGGGAAGUAGGGAAGUCAGUUACAAGACUAUUGUAAUCUGGGCAAGAGAUGGUGGCGGUUUGGACUAAAGUGGUGGUGGAUUUGGCGAGAAGUGCUUUGAGAUUCAGGAUUUGCUUAGAAAGUGGAUCCAUUAUUGCUUUUUACUUGCCAACGUAUUAGAUGGGGGAUCAUAAAUAUUUUUUGGCUUGAGCAACUGGAUCUUCUGUGUGUAUGUGUGUGCACGUGUGUGUGUGUGCACGCACGUGCGUGUGUGUGUGUGUGUGUGAAAGAGAGAGGGAAUACAUGUUGGAGAGAGAUGGGGAAAGAGAUUGAGAAGGAUGAUAUUGAGAGUUUUGUUUGUACACAAUAAAAUUUGAGAUGCCUAUUUGAAGUGAAUAAAACAAGGUUACCUUUUGUCAAAUUUUUAUCAACUAUAUAGCAUGAACAAAACUUCAUUCUCCUUUGCUUAUUGUUCUCUGAUUUGUGAGAGCAGAGGUGAGCCAAGUAAGCAUAUUGACAAUUAAAAAUCAGUUUGCUGAGGCAUUCAAGUUGCUAGAGUUUACCCAGGUUUUUCUCAUAUCCUACCCUUUGCAAAUGUUAUAUGAAGUCACGAUGUCGUUUGCCCCUUGCCUUCCAUAUUCAAUUUACGAAAUAAUCUGACUCCUACAACUGGCCUUUAACAAGGCCUGUAUAGGUCUGUGAAGGUUAAUAACAGCUGUGGAUAGAAUUGGCUUGAAAAGGUUAACUAGUGUGUGGCAGGAAAAAUAGCUGAGUUGGCAGGGACAAAUAUGGGUAUUAGUUUCCCCAGUAUAGAUGAGAAUUUGCUGGCAGCAAAAUAUUCUUAGAAGUAAGACACUGCUAAACACUAAGGAUGAUUGUUCUGUAUUGGGCUUGGCCUUAUUUGAAACAUUAGACUCUAAAAUUUGGAUACUAGCCCAGUGAGGCCACUGGCAAAAACUACUAGCACAGACUCAGGAUUUUUACAUUUCUGGAACUUGAGGCUAUAUUCUAGGAGACUGCUGACAAGGAGGGGCUGGCCACAGAGAUCUGAUUUUUCUACCACAGAAAAUAACUGCUUUUUGAAACAUCCUUAAAAGGAAAGGGUUUAUUUACUAUAAUCCCUUCAGGAAGGGGUUAAAUUUGGCUUAGAUAAGCAAUGGGUUUGGAUGGAGUUGUUAUAAUUUGUGUCCAAAAAAAUCAGAAAAGAGUUUUUCAAAGCCAUCUUUUCAAAAGAUUCUGUUCAGCAGUUGGCUCUGUAAUUGGGAUGCUAGAGGCUUUGAUGUUCUCUCUUUGGCUGCUGGUAUUGUAUCCGUGAAUUAAUUGCCAGUUUACAACAGUUUGUAGUUAAGACCCUGAAAUUAGAAUUUUUAUUCCAAGUGAUUUACUUUCAGAUUGAUUAGUAGCAGACACAAAGAAUUCAUUGUUUCUAAUCCAUAAGGAAGAGUACACUAUGCAAAUUUGUGGGAAGAAUUUCAGAGCAGGCAUUAAAAAUAGUAAAUUAUAUUAAUAAGCAAAGCCUCUUCAACUCCACCCUGUUGACUUUUGGGGUGUAGCUGAUAAACAACUACUCAUGGUUUUUUUUUCCUCUUGGACCAAAACACAUGGAUCCAGCAGGAUUAACAUUCGGCUGUUUUAUGAGUACUUUUUCAAAAUUUUCUUACUAGCCCCUAACUCAGACUCACUUGGAUUUCAAAUGUGAACAACAGAGUCUAAUGGAAUUCACUGUUUGUGUUCUUUUAAACAAAUGGUUGUUAUGGACAUCUGGUUACAGUUAAUAAAGUUCUGUGUGUAUGUGUGUAAUAUGUCUCCAGUUUUAAGGUUCAUUUCAUUGCCAGAUUAAGAUCUUCUUAGUGCACUGGGUUCUAGAAAAUGAUUUGUUAAUGACACAUUUUAAGAGCAUGAUCAAAUGCAGAGUGAAUUUUUCUUUUUCUUUUCUUCUCAUUUACCAAGCAAAAGAUGACUGAUGUUUCCCCACUCUUCAAGACUUCACAGGACAAUAACAAUGAAGCAGUGUUUUUUAUUACACUGGAAGAUGGGGAAAAGGAUUUUAGGAGUUGAUGAGGACCUAGUUAUUUUAUACAGCUAUUUCUGGGAGGGGCGAGUAGUAUACUUUUGAUAUUGUGGACAUCAUUGUUCUUCAUUUUGUUUGUUUGUGUUCUGGACAUUGCUAGUUGUCUAGUAUCCUGUUUCUCUCUCCCCUGCAAAACAUGCCACUGCUGUUCUCUGAGUCAUUGUGCCAACCAAAAUCAUCUCCAUACCUUUCCAGAUGUGCCCUGGGAGUAAUACUGCCUUGAGAUUGAGAACUACUGAUCUACUUUAAAUCCCUCACAUUUCAGAGGAGGAGACUGAGGGCCAGAGAGAUAUGCUCAAGAUUAUUCCUCUGCUGUUCAGAAAUUUUCACAGACGUUGCAAUCCUUUCAGUUUGAUUUCAUUGGAGACACUCUGACUGAUGACGAGAUUAACAUUGCUGAAUCCUUCAAGGAAUUUGCCGAAUUGCUCAACGAAGUAGAAAAUGAGAGGAUGAUGAUGGUACACAAUGCUAGUGAUUUGCUGAUCAAACCCCUGGAAAAUUUCCGGAAGGAACAGAUAGGCUUCACAAAGGAGCGGAAAAAGAAAUUUGAAAAGGAUGGUGAGAGAUUUUAUUCCUUGCUGGAUCGGCAUUUACAUCUAUCUUCCAAAAAGAAAGAAUCCCAGUUACAAGAGGCAGACCUCCAGGUGGACAAGGAGAGGCACAAUUUCUUUGAGUCCUCCCUUGAUUAUGUUUAUCAAAUCCAGGAAGUUCAGGAGUCUAAGAAGUUCAAUAUUGUGGAGCCAGUCUUGGCCUUUCUUCAUAGCCUCUUCAUUUCCAACAGCUUGACUGUGGAGCUCACACAGGAUUUCCUCCCUUAUAAACAGCAGCUCCAGCUCAGUUUACAGAAUACAAGAAAUCAUUUCUCCAGUACCCGAGAAGAGAUGGAAGAACUUAAGAAAAGGAUGAAAGAAGCUCCUCAGACAUGCAAACUUCCAGGACAGCCAACCAUCGAAGGCUAUCUCUAUACCCAAGAGAAAUGGGCUUUGGGAAUAUCCUGGGUGAAAUACUACUGCCAAUAUGAGAAGGAGACCAAAACACUCACUAUGAUGCCUAUGGAACAGAAGCCAGGUGCUAAGCAGCAGGGGCCCUUGGAUUUAACCCUGAAGUACUGUGUGAGAAGGAAGACCGAGUCUAUUGACAAGAGAUUCUGUUUUGAUAUAGAAACCAAUGAAAGACCGGGCACCAUCACUCUGCAGGCCCUUUCGGAAGCUAACAGAAGACUAUGGAUGGAGGCCAUGGAUGGGAAAGAACCUAUCUACCACAGUCCCAUAACAAAACAGGAGGAAAUGGAGCUGAAUGAAGUGGGGUUCAAGUUUGUUAGGAAAUGCAUCAAUGUCAUUGAGAGCAAAGGGAUCAAGACAGAAGGAUUGUACCGUACUGUGGGCAGCAAUAUUCAAGUUCAGAAGCUGCUGAAUGCCUUUUUUGAUCCUAAAUGCCCAGGAGAUGUUGAUUUUAAUAAUAGUGAUUGGGACAUUAAGACAGUCACCAGCUCCUUGAAAUUCUACCUCAGGAAUCUUUCUGAACCUGUCAUGACCUAUAGACUUCACAAAGAGCUGGUCUCUGCUGCCAAGUCUGACAACCUGGAUUAUCGGCUGGGAGCUAUUCACUCCCUGGUAUAUAAGCUACCUGAAAAGAACCGAGAGAUGCUGGAAAUUCUUAUAAGACACUUGGUCAAUGUGUGUGAGCACAGUAAAGAGAAUCUUAUGACCCCCUCAAAUAUGGGGGUGAUCUUCGGGCCCACUCUGAUGAGAGCUCAGGAGGACACUGUGGCUGCCAUGAUGAACAUCAAAUUCCAGAACAUUGUGGUGGAAAUCCUAAUUGAGCACUUUGUCAAGAUCUAUUCAGGUCCACCUGAAGAAAGUACUGCACCUCCAGUGCCUCCGCCUCGAGUGACAGCAAGGAGGCACAAACCAAUCACAAUUUCAAAGCGCUUGCUGCGGGAAAGGACAGUUUUCUAUACUUCUUCCCUGGAUGAAAGUGAAGAUGAAAUCCAACAUAGAACACCCAAUGGUACCAUCAUCAGUAGUAUAGAACUGCCCAAGCCACUUCAAUACCCCAAAAUACCUAUGCAGAGAAGUGGGGAAGCUGAUUCUGGGAGGAAAUCCCCAAGCAGACCUGUUUCAGAGGGCAAGUUGGAGUCCUGCCUCGAGGUGGAUGUGGGGAAGUUGGUGUCUAGGCUACAGGAUGGAGGGACCAAGGCCUUACCAAAGGCAACCAAUGGACCUGUUCCAGGCACUGGGCCCACUAAGGCCCCAUCUUUCCACAUAAAGAGACCUGCUCCUCGGGCCAUGGCUCACCACAAGGAGGGAGACUCUGACAGUUUCAGCAAAGUGCGGCCUCCAGGAGAAAAGCCAACCAUCAUCCGCCCCCCAGUGAGGCCUCCAGACCCUCCCUGCCGGGCAGCUACUCCUCAGAAACCGGAACCAAAGCCAGACAUUGUGGCUGGCAAUGCAGGGGAAAUCCCUUCGUCCGUGGUGGCUUCCAGGACCAGGUUUUUUGAAACAGCAUCCCGGAAAACAGGAAGUUCUCAAGGCAGACUUCCUGGAGAUGAGAGUUGAGGCCUCAGGUUUUAAAAGCCUUGGCCUCAGGGGAUCCUUUCCAGGUUCUAGAAGGGUCUUCUUCAAACCCUUGUGUGCUGAAUCAUUUUGUACUGAAGAGCAGAUCUUUCCUGGCCCUGCACCUUCAGGCUCUGGGAUGCUAUAAAAUAAGGGACAUAUGUCCUAGACACAUGUUUAUUUCUCCUUUAUAGUUUGUCGUCAUUCCCUCAGAAGGUCUAUCUUGAGCUCCUGUAAGACUGUUAAUGGCUGAACUCCCUCAAGCCAAACUGCAGAAAACAAGCUGUCCACUGACCCGAGUUGAAGAGAGGAGCUCAGUUUUCAACUCUUCCUGCCUCCUCAAAAGGCCAUCUAGCUCUGAAAGAUUUGGGGCUAAAAGUUACUUGACUUGGGGCCAUUGUUUACCUUGGAAGUAGGGGAGUAGGAAGGAAUGUUUGCUGAACAUUGGAGAAUCUUAACAUGUCUCACUGAUGAUAUGGACCCUGGUGCCAGGAUGGAGCUCUGGCACUAUAAUAUCUUGCCAAGAACAUGUCUGCUCCUGUGGUGCCAGACAGAAUGAGUGAUGCCCCUACAACCCCUCCAUAUAGGCUCUGGAAGUCAUUUAGGACUAAUCUGCAAAGCAUGUUUUGUAUGUUAAAGCCUAGGUCUGUUAGUUAUUCUUCCUCCUGUUUUCUCCUGACAGCUUCAUUUGCAAGCAAUCAAGAAAGAAACAAAUCUGAAAAACAGUUAUUUUUACAAAGGCAGACUGCGUUUGUGCUAUAGGAGCUCCAUUUUGGGGUCAAAUGCUGGGAAAUUGUUAAGAUGGAUUGAGGCCAGGCAGUUUUCACUGUUGUUCCAUGUUUGCCUUCUGCUUAUAAGCUCUUUUAUAUUCUGAAAGAAACAGUUCUUAACCCAAUAUCUAUGGCUUCAGGAACUCCGAAAUGGUAUGCAGACUUCCACAACAAUGUGCCUUUUCUGGAAAGAUGGUCCGUAACAUUCUAGUGAAUUUCACAUUGGACCUGUGACAUAAUAAAGGUUAAGAACCAUAGCCCUUGAGAUAAAAGACUCUUUUUACAACGCAUCAAGUACUUGAUUAGAAAGGCCUUUAGAAUUAUUUAGUCUAAAUGCCUCGUUUAUCAUUGGGUAACCUGAGGCAGAGCAAGUUAGCAGCCAUGCCUAAACAAGAUCCCACAUCCCUGGGCUCCUUUUCAAGGUUCUUUCCAUUAUGUCAUACCUAUCUAGCAAGGGGCCUUAUGUUUGGUGGCUUUAGUGGUCAUCUUUUUGAGGGUUUGCAUUUUACCCUCUUUUUUGAGCCACACAUAUUUGCCACCAAAUGGGACUUCCAAACGUAAGCUCCUAGUCUUCUUCAUUUGCUACUUCAAUCAUUAGAAAUGAACCAAAACACAAUUGGCUUAGCAAGUCAGAAAUCUGAAGAGCAGACCUUUCUGAUUCCUGUUUGCUGAAGAGAAGCUACUGGAGAAAGUGUCAUUGUUUGUGUUUCCCUGCAGAUUCCUUGGCUUUAGGGUAGGUUUUUAGAUAGCCUGUCCUUAGGGUCUGUGUAAUUAUAAUGUGGUCCAGUGUGAGAGAAAGGGCUUUCUUAUUUGGACUCUUCUAGCAAGGCUCCACUUGUUCACUGACUAUAUAGUACACUGACUAUAGUACUGAGAAAGAAAUAAGACAUGGGGGAGGGGAGCGAUGAGAGAGGGAGAGGGAUAGGAAGAGGGACAUGGAUGAAGGGGAAGAGAGAAGAAAUACACACAUGCCCAAACCAACUCUGAGAUGCCUUUGCAACAGUGUUACUGAGAAGGCAAUAGUUACUUUUAAGACUGAAAUCUAAAUAUGGUUUAUUGGUGAGUUAGUAACACUUAAGCUAAACACACUGAGAGCCUUUGUGGAAGUAAUUGAAUAGAAAUUUGAUGAUAUUCUUAAAGAAGAUGUGCCCAGGUGGCCAUAUUGAACUCUCAGCUCCACCCAAUUUCAAAGGCUAAGUUGCUGAGAAACCAGGAGCAAGCUGAACCACAAAGGGAGUUUCUGUGAAGCCUCCUGGCCUCACUCACAAAGUACUCAUUGAGCUCUAGUCUCAGAUCUAUGGCCUCUCUGCUCUGUCCCAUCAGAUGACUAACUAAAUCAAGCAGGUGUGCAGAUUUUGGCCACAAAACAGUGGCCAAUGGAGCCUCAGUAUUUUUGAAGAUGUUAGAGACAUAGUUACACUCUGGUUUUCUUCAGGGGAAAUUCCACAAUCACCACUACAAAUACUGAGAGAUUAUUGAGAAACAGAAACCCACUGCAAUCCCAGUAGAGUAUGUGUCCCAGAAAUGUGGCUGUAAGAUUGAUAUAUGAUUCCUGGGCCAUAGAUCAAGAGCCUGAUCUAAAGAGUUGACCAGAGAGCUGUGGUUGGCUGGCUCUCCCCCUACCCUGGGCUAUACUAAAAUAAUUACAAAGAAUGAACCUCAGCACCAACUCUUUUGUUCUCUGAUUUAAAGAGCAGAAGCUUCAGUGGAAUGAGACUGGCUUGGUCUAGGCUAGAUGGACAGAUAGUCAUUCAGAAAAAGCUAUGGGAAGGGGGUGAUAACUAAAGCGUGGCAACUGUAGGAAAUUCUCUACAUGCCUCAGCCAAUAGGUUAGAGAAACUGGCAAUGAAUGAAACAUAAAUCUUAAACUGACAGUGAUAACAUUUAUUAAGCACCUACUAAGUACAGGAACUUCAUAUACAUUAAUUCAUUUAGUCACUGUAAUAAUCCUGCAAGUGGAUGCUAUACUCCUCAUUUUAUACAUAAAAAAAUAACUGGCUCAAUGUCACACAGAAGAUAAAUAACAGAACUGUGAUUCUAAUGCAGGCCUCUGACUCUGUACCCCAUGCUCUUUUCCCUUUGCUAUACAAAGACCAUGUUACUAGACCUGGCAUGACUCUUUGACUCUUGUCUGCUUAACAAAAUAUCAAAAAGCAAGCAUUUGAGGGGAAGGAGGGUAUGUAGGUCCAAUUUACAGGAGAAUCAAAACUGGACUGAAAGAGAUUUUAGAGUUGUGUUUUCUCCUCAUCUUUGAUAUGCCUAUUCGGUAAUGUUUUUUAAAAAGAUCAUUUAAUUUUGUCUUAUGAAAAUGAAGGAUUGAUUUUUUAGUUGGUAGAUGCCAAGUCCUUGGCUUGGCUGUUUUUCAAAGAAAAAAAAAGCCCUUUUAUGUGUCUAUUACUUUACCAAGUUUCUAGCAUGUGAAGUUUCAGCCCAAGAGAUUGGCAAUAUCCACACAUGCAGUUUGAGAAGUGGAAAUGGUCUUGGUACCUCUGCAGUACUUGAUACUUGGAGUAAAAUCCCUAUAAGGUUUUUUCAUGAGGAUAGCAGAAUGUAAAAGAUGAUCUAGAAUAAUAAAUAUCAUUGAUGUUUUGUUUAAAAAUUUGGAGAGUAUUGUCCACCACUGAGUGGAAAAACUCAGCAUCCAAAUUCAGUAAUAAAGUGUUGUCAAAUAGAGAAUUUUUUUAAGACAUGAUGUGAACGUAACUUUUUUCCCUUUAAAAUGAUUUUUAUUUUUUUCCAUUAUAGCCAAUUUACUCGAAAAUAGAGUAUUUUUAAAAUAAUUUGCUAUCAUGGGAAAGAAUCCUUCCCUUUUCAAGAAGUUCCUUAAUUCUGUAAUAACUACAACAAAUAAAGUAGUAGACA